AUGAUGCCAUUCAUAAAUUCGGAUGUCACCCUUGAAAUCUUUAAAAAUCUCAUUGAGACCAACGAAUUAGCCGUACCCAUACUCUGGAGUCAACCUUUUCAUUUUCUUGGAUCGGAAUCGGACGAAGAAUCAGACUCCGUGCCUUACGAUAAAAUUCUCGGGGUGUAUCUCAGGUUCCUCAAUGAUCAUGAGAGGGAGGACCUUCUGGCGAAAGGAAUCGACAUCUCCUUGGUCACCACUCAACACCAACAAAACCUAUACUGUGUUGAGGAUGAUCUGAGAAGAUCGGACCUGAACGACGACGACAACUCAAUCAUUCAUAUGGGAGAGCCGAAAUUUCCAUAUAUAACAUACCUGAGAUCGCUAUCGUACAUAACAUUGUGUUCGGCCGUAGAAAUUUGGUGUCAAGACUUGGCGGACAUAAUGUCUCGGGUGAACGGGGAAGAGCUGGUCGAUAACGCGGAAGAGAUAUUACUGCGCGCAAUCUUAAAACUCUUUUAUGACAGGGGGGCGAAAUUAAUGAGCCUCAAUAUUACCAUAAAUGACUUUUUAGAUGGGAGAACCAUAAACCUACGUCGUCUGCUAGUUGACGAGGAAUUGAAAGGUUUCUUUGCCCCCAUAAGAUCCUUGGAGUUCAACGUGAUGUACACGUCCAUAAACGAUUUUUUAUCCACGCUGUCGGAAACCUGUCAUCAGCUGAACCAUAUCUCCGUGCACACCCUGUGGACACGUCGCUGCGACGCUCCCGUGGUCAAGGCAUUUGAAAGAUCCUUUAACGCCCUGAUUUCCGCACAAACGUCGUUGACCUCCUUUCACCUUACCGAGUGUAAGGGUUACACGCAUGUAUUCUUUCCCGCACUCUAUUCGUGUGUCUCCACUUUGCGGCACCUAACCUUUGAAUGCGUGGACUUUGAGCACUGUCAACCGUGGAACAUGAUCGCCGAUUGUCGCAACAUAAUGUUCUUUACCUUGGCGAUGGACUUUGCAAGGAGUUUACCGAUUGGAUGGAGAGCAUCAAUAGUAAAGCAACCAACCACAAUUGAUGAUAACAACAAUGGUGAUGGGGUCGUUCGUAGAUUGACGUGGUCGGUGACGGAUGAUGUUUUCGGGGGAGGAGGGUUGCGGUCAUGGAUUUUUGGAGGGGAUGUUUAA
Molecule: messenger RNA, 1152 nt
Organism: Acaulospora colombiana
Lineage: Eukaryota; Fungi; Glomeromycota; Glomeromycetes; Diversisporales; Acaulosporaceae
Source: the annotation of a GenBank genome assembly